Messenger RNA from Chlamydomonas reinhardtii, 4741 nucleotides. RefSeq lists its product as uncharacterized. The coding region runs from base 97 to 3894 and encodes 1265 amino acids. Lineage: Eukaryota; Viridiplantae; Chlorophyta; Chlorophyceae; Chlamydomonadales; Chlamydomonadaceae. The transcript is spliced from 15 exons. The record is from RefSeq and is a predicted model, not a curated record.
CUUACUCGCUAGUCGCUACAUUAGCGCUGGCUACAAUUUGCUUACAACGAACCUGUGCCUAGUAACCGUAUGCGUGAAUGACAGUUUGAAGCUGCCAUGGAUUUUCGACGCUCAUACGCGGGCCCAGCAAGGGCAGGCAAUGACUUCUUCUCUCACCUAAAUAGCAAGGAUACCAAGAAAGAUGACAGGCAGGAGCGCGACAAUGGCUCAGGAGGUCCAACAAAGGGGGUCGCCAGGCCCACGCAGUCCUCGAUGGCGAAGAACAGUGUGGACAUGCAGCGCAGAGGCUCUUUCUCAGCAAGGCAAAGUGGCCGCUUUAACCCUCUGAGCCAAAGCGUGGAUGUCGGACCUGCCCUGCGUGCUUCCGGCUUAGUGAGCGGCAUUCCCCGCCAGCCUGCCCAGCCGGCCGGCCCUGCUACGCCUCCCCCCGCAACAGUUGCUGCUGCGGCAGCAGACGCGGCCGUCCGUGAUGCCCAGGUCAAAAUCAAUGACCUGUACACAGCUGCCCAAAACCGCGAAGUCGCCCUACAACAGAAACACAAGCAGCUGGAGGCGGCCGUGAGCACUGCCAACGUCCGUGUGUCGGAGCUCACCCGGACGCUGCAGCAAGUCAACGGUGCGCUGGACGCGGAGCGCGAGCGGGCGGAGAAGCUAAGGGCGGAGCGUGACGAACAGACUGCAGAACUGGAGGUGGCGAAAGCCAAAGUGGCGGAGCUGGAGGCCUCGGGCAACGUUGCCGCCAGCAGCAGCGAGGUGUACAAGGCCGUUAUGGCUCGUGCAAUGGAGACCACUGUGACUGCUAUCGGUAGCGCACAAGAGAUGGGCGCUGUGGCGCAGGAACGUGAGACAGCGCUGUGCGGGCAGCUGGAGACGUGCUUGGUGCGCAUCAGGGACAUGGAGGAGCUGGCGCGCGCGGCGCGGGCGCGGGAGUCUGACCUGCGUGCCACGCGUGACCGCACCGUCGAGGAGCUUAAGUCUGCGCAUCAGGAGGCGGCGGAGCUGCGGCGCCAGCUGGCCGCAACCGACGAGGAGCUGGCCACCGCCCGCAACCAGCUCAACGCCGCGCACCAGGAGCUGAAGGCCGCGCGUGCGGCAGCUGCCAUGGAGUCGGAGGCGCUGCGCCGGGAGCUGGGCGCAGCGCGCAGUGACGCCGCGGCGGCGGUGUCGCAGCUGACUGUCACGCGAGUUGAGCUAGCAGAGGUGAACGCACAGGCCACCAACCAAGCCUGCCAGGCCGCUGCCGAUCUUGAGGCCCUGCGGUGCGAGCUGGACGCAUCGCGUGCCGACGCUACGACGUUGGAGUCGCAGCUAACCGCCACGCGUGCGGAGCUGGUAGCCGCGAAUGCGCAGGCAAGCAACCAGGCGCGCCAGGCCGCCGCUGAUAUCCAGUCUUUGCGACUUCAGCUGGACGCAUCGCGGAUUGAUGCUGCGGCGGUCGACUCGCAGUUCACCGCCACACGCACGGAGUUGGCCACGACGCGCAAGGAGCUGAGCGACACGCGCAAAGAGCUGGAGGGCGCAAGCGCCCAGGCCGCCAGCCAGGCGCGUCAGGCGGUUGCCGAGAAUGAGGCCCUGCAGCGUAACCUGGACGCAGCCGCCGAGCAGCUGCACUCUACGCGCAAGGAGCUGGACAGUGCCACAGGCCGUGCCGGCGAGCUGGAUCGCAAGCUGGGCGCCGUGCAGAAGGAGCUGGCGGCUGAGCAGGGGCGCGUGGCUGACCUGCAGCUGCAGCUGGGCGAGGCGCAGGAGGAGCUGGAGCAGGCACAAAGCAAGGUGGCAGCGGCGGAGAGCCAGCUGAAGCAGCAGCUGACGGUGGCGCGCGAGGAGGCGGCGGCGUCGGCUGCCGGUCUGGAGGCGGCGCGCGUGGCGCAGCGGCAGCUCAGCGAGGAGAUGGAGGAGAUGGUGGGCAAACUGUGCGCCGGCGAGGACAAGCUGGGCGCACUGAUUGAGGAGCUGAUGGCACCGAUGGCCAGCGUCAGCGGUGUGGCCGACAUGCCGCCCUCGUACGAGGCAGCCGUGGCCCGCGCCACUGCGCUCAAGAACAGGGUCGCGGACCUGGAGCGUCAGCUGCAAGAGCAGGGCUCCGACAUGCUGCACCUGCGCGCCCGCGUCAUGGAGUACCAGGAGCGCAUGCGUCGCGUGGAGUGCAGCCUGUCACGCGGCGGCGCUGCCAGUGGUGGCGGCGCAGCCCCGGCACACGGCGCGGAGCCUGACGCCGCCGUGAUGGACGAUGAUGCGCUGGUGGCACAGGUGUCGGAGCUGGCCGAGGAGCGCGAGACGCUGUCCACCGACAACCUGACGCUGGCGGCAGAGAACGAGGAGCAAAAGGCACAAAUCGCCAAGCUCAGCGCAGAGAGCGCAGACCUGCGCGAGAAGCUGCAGGAGCUGCUGCUGGAGGCCGCUGUCUUCACCGCCGCCUCGCACCGGGCCUCCGCCGCGUCGGAGGAGGCCUCGCGCCUGCAGCAGCUCAGCGACGAGCUGCAGGCGGCCGUGGCGGACUGGCGCCGCCAGGCGGAGGCUGCCCGCGCGGAGCUCGCGGAGGAGCGGGCCCGGGCGGACGCAGCUGAGGAGCAGGAGCGGACGGCGGCCCGGACCCACCAGGCCGCGGUGGAGCGCAUGGAGGCGAUGGAGGCUGAGGCCGCUGGCCAUGACAUCCGGGUCCAGGAGCUGCAGGCGGAGGCGUCGCAGCUGCGUCACCGGGUGGCGGAGCUGGAGGGCCAGGUUGCGGCGGGCCAGAAGGCCAGCAAGGAGGCAAAGGACCAGCUGGGCGCAAUGCACGCCAACGAGUCGGCGCUGCUGGAGCGCAUCCAGACCGCGGAGGCGACUCGCCAGCAGCUGCUGCGCCAGAUUGAUGAGGGCAACAGCGCAGUGGCGGCCGCCAAGCAGAAGAUGGAAGAGGCGCUGGCUGCGGCGGCGGAAGCCGGCGAGCUGCGCACACGGCUGGCAGCGCUGACGGAGGAGGCCGACCGGCAGGCGCAGGCGGCAUCUGCGGCUGCGGCACGUGUGUCAGCGCUGCAGUCCGAGCUGCAGGAUGUGCGUGAGCAGCUGCGAGAUAGCAACGACCGCGCUACUCAGGAGCGGGCGCUGCAUGAGCGCCGCGAGCAGCAGCUGGCAGCCCUGCGCGAGAAGGAGCGCGCCGCGGAGGAGGAGAAGCGCCAGGUGGCGUCUGAGCUGCGCGUGAUGAAGGUGCAGGUGGCGGAGAACAACCGCCUGCGUGAGCGCGUCGACGAGCUGCAGGCGGCCCUUGCCCUCAGCGCUGCGCCGCGCCCCGGCGCUGACGCCUACUGCCAGGCCGGCUCCGGUGGCGGCCUCAGCACCGCCCACAUUCAAGGCUACAUGCCGCUGGAGGAGCCAGCCCCGCCCAUGCCUUCCGCCGCGCCUGCCCUGCUGCCCACGGUGCACCACCCCGGCGCCGUCAUGGCGGCGACUUCGCUGGCCAGCUGGCCCGGCCACGUGCCCGGCGUGGCCGGCGCCAGCCUCACACUUGGCCGUGCCGCGACCGGCUACGGCCCCUCUGACAACCUGCUGCGCUCCUACAACGCCAUCCCGGAGGCCGACCCCACGCCGGAGGAGCUGCUGGAAGUGGAGGAGGGGGGGCGGGGGUGGCGUGGUGGCGGCGGCUUCCGGCCGCUGCGCUUCAUGUUCGGGCUGGUGCUGAAGGGCACGCUGGUGGCGGGCGGCAUGGCGGCGGGCAUUGCACUGGGAAACCCCAAGGCGCUGGAGGCGAUGAUGAGCCUGCGCGAUGGUGGCGAGGCGCGUGAAAGGCGCCGCGCUUUUGCGGCCGCCGCCGCCGCCUCUGGCCCCGUGGUGAUAGUCGAGGGCGUGCCGCUGCCGGCGACACCGUCAACGGCGGCCGGUAUGACCCCGUUGCCCUCCAUGUCCGCGGCCAUGUAGGCUGCCGCACCCAGCCGCACCAGUAGGCUGCUGUCGGGUCCAAGGAAUCUGCAGAGUUGCACCAGCAUAAGCUAUUGGGGGGGGCCACGUUGGCUGGCGGUCGUCAGUGGCAUAUAUCGGCGUAACCUGGUAUGUCGCACCAUUAUGGUCUGCAGGUCGGUUUGUGAUCAGUCAAAGUAUUCAUUAUGCGUGAUCGGUGUACACGCCCUGGUUUCAGUACUCAGGAUUUAAGCAGGGGGCGUCCACAACUUGACGCAAGUCUGCAGGAUUAAUGACGUGGAGAGAAUCAUGAAUGGAUGAAGAGCCGCCACGGUUCACUUAUUCGAUAGGCCGGUAAGCGCAUAGCCCUAAUGCACCAUGGGGGCAUGUCGCACCCGUGGAGGGCGCUGGCAGGGCCGGAAUGUCACUGACAGAUCGGCUCUGCGAGAGCGGCUUGCCCAGAUGAUUUGGCAUCCAUGGCUACGCCAUGCAGAAAUGCCUGCGCUACUACACACAAUAGUGUACGAUGUAGGUCUACGUGGAUGAGUGAGGCCACUCCAAAAACAGGCGACAACGCAAGUCCUGAGUCGAACAACCCUUCAGGCAGCAGGCCGUCAACAUCGCCUUACGUCCGUAGACACAGGCGGCUUUCGGCUUUGCGGCUUGACUUAGCACUUCAGCUACUCCGUCUUUACACAUCCCACACUGCCACUCAUAGAGCUACAAACCGCUGGCCAUGUAAUAGACUGGGGAGACUCUGACAGCAUCCGGCAGUUUCGCAAGGCGCAUUGCGACACUGCACACCUGACUAAUGAUGCAUGGUCAUGCCGGGUGCACAGCGGAUGAAUGCUUGUAUCGCCUAAUGCAA